Messenger RNA from Haliotis rubra (blacklip abalone), 3067 nucleotides. RefSeq lists its product as uncharacterized. The record is from RefSeq and is a predicted model, not a curated record. Bases 1 to 2274 code for a protein of 757 amino acids. Lineage: Eukaryota; Metazoa; Mollusca; Gastropoda; Lepetellida; Haliotidae. The transcript is spliced from 4 exons.
AUGGAAUGGACGAGGACGUGUUGUUUCCAUGUUAUUAUUACAUUCAUUUUAUGUAUUUCAGAGAAUUUCCACAAAGAAGACUGUUUCACAGUGACUUCAGUUAAUGGCCAAAAAACGUACAUCUGCCAAAUAUGUGGCAAGAUGCUAUCAAGGAAACAACGCAUACUGACCCACUUGAACAGUCGUCAUAAGAAAAGUCCAUUAAAGAGGGUUUAUAACCGAUAUAAAUCUGAUUCAACAGUACCAGUCCCAAAGCGCACCAUAAUGCGUCAUCAAGAUUCUGAAAGGGAAGAUGAAACUUUGAUACCUGAUGCACCAUCAUUGCCAGUCUAUCUGCCUGAGACGGAAACACAUGUCAGUUCCUGUGAAGCUUCAACUUCAACCUGCAAUUAUUCACUUGGUAAUAUUCCCUUUAACAUGCAAGACCUGGAAACCACAGAUACAGGCAGUGAGUUUGAUCAGAAUAGUAGUUCUAGUAGUCACAAUAGCUCAGAUGAUGAAGAUGACACCAGUGAUGAUGAAGAGGAGGAUGACCAUACUGAUACUGAAAUUUGUGAAGCUAUUGCAGAUGAUGAUGUUUCUCAGCCACAAACAUCAAACAGCUUUUCUCCACAAGAGAUUAAUAUGUUGUGCAUGGUAUCAUAUUUACUCAGAUUCAAUGUCAGUGGUUGUCAAGCAAAGGAAUUUGGCAAGGCAAAGGUAAUCCACCAUUUGAACAGUAUCUAUAUGCAUUUGGUGAGGAAAUGUAAAGACUUGUAUGAGAAUGGGAUAUCAAUCCAACCUUCUACUGCUUGUGAACCCUUUGUUGUGAAAAUGGCAGUUUUACUUGCAACUAUGGAUCUUCAAGCCAAAGCAUACGUUUUAAAUAUGACAAUGCAUAAUGGCAGCUUUGGAUGCAGUACAUGUGAAGAAGAAGGGGAAACUGUGGCUCAUGGAAAAGGGUAUGCUCGUCAUUAUCCCUACAAACCACAUUUUGAAAGACCUGCUAGUAGACAGUCUGAUGAUAUCAAAUAUCUGAAAGGACCACAAGCAACUAGAACUAAUCGCAUUAAGGGUAUUUGUGGCAUGACAGGCCUGUCAUCUAUGCCAUGGUUUGAUGUUGUGGAUGGAGUAGUGCCAGACUACAUGCAUGGAGUCCUCUUAGGAGUUACUAAGAAACUAUUGUACAUGUGGUUGUCUCCAACGAGUGACAGAAAACCCUAUUUUGUGGGAAAAGAUAUUUCUACUAUUUCUAAAAGGCUGAAAAAUAUUUGCCCACCAGAUUAUGUCGAGCGCCUGCCAAGAGACCUCGAGAAGAAUUACAGUCAUCUAAAAGCAUCAGAACUCCAGGCAUGGUUGUUAUUUUAUUCAAUUCCAUGUUUGAAUGGUAUUUUGGAUGCUGUGUAUUUGGAGCACUUUACUCAUCUGUCUGAGGGAAUAUACAUUCUCCUUGGAGACAGGAUUACGCAGCAAGAUCUGGAGAGAGCAGAGUCACUGCUUGAACAUUUUUACUCGAAGUUUGGAGAACUCUAUGGAGAAGGUAGCUGUGGAUUAAAUGUUCAUAACAUUGGUGUUCAUCUGGUGACUUUUGUUAGAAAAUGGGGACCGUUGUGGUGUUGGAGCUGCUUCCCAUUUGAGGACAUGAAUGCUGACAUUUUGAAGGCAGUACAUGGCACAGGAGAUGUGACCAGUCAGUAUCUCCACUUGAAAGAACUACGAAUGAAAAUUUGUAACAUAAAUCUGGAUGGUGUUGACCAACAGAGGACUGAUUUCAUUUACAAUAUGAAAGAUGGAACCAACAAGUGUUGGAAAGGUUUAAAGAAAAUGAAAAAUUGCCAAAUAGCAGGACAGCCAAAGCCUUUGUCCAAUAUCACAGCAAAUACACAGAUAGAGAUUUUGCGAAACACAGAUACCCAAGACUUGUCAAGUUUAAGGAAACUGCAGAGAGUUUUGGUUAACCAGCAAAAGCUAUACUCACAAGAGUAUACACGCAUGAAGAAAAGGGUGUGCUAUGCUGUUCGAUGUCACAAUGGCAUCAUUGCAAAAAUAUUGUUUUUUAUUCUCAAUGUUACAAGUGAAAAUGUGUUUGCUGUUGUCAAGAAAAUGACUUUGGCCCAGAAUUGCUUUUUGUUUGAAACCUGUGGAUUUCAUUUGAUGAAUGUUGAAGACACUGAUGAUGUGAUUCAAGUUGUUCCUGUUGAUGACAUCAUGGAAAAAGUGUUUUUGAUAAACAUUGAUGAUGUUUCAUAUGUGGCAAUGAUGCCAAAUAUUAUUGGUCAUGGCGUUUUCAAAUGAAAUGCAAAAUUGUUGUGAUGUGAAGUUGUAGUGACAGUUGUAGGCACAAUGUUGGUUGAAUGCAUAAAUGCUUAGUUGGAUUUAGUGGCAAGAAUAAGAGGUCCUAACUGAUGUUGCCCUCUUUAGUAGAUCAAUUCAUAUGUUUUUAGUUUGUUCAAAUGUUACUGAUGAACAGUUAUUAACUGUUACCAGACGUUGUUCUUGUGCUUAUGGAUGUGCCAGUAUUGUUUUGCCUGAGUACUAGAUAUAUAUUUUGUGGCUCAUUGAAAGAACAAUUGAACAAAUAUGUCAUUUUGCUUUCAUGUCAAUCCAGGUGUAAUAUUAUUAGCAUAUUAGAUAAUUAAAAACAUAUUAAAUGCUAUAUUUAUUUUAAUAUGUGUUAUGGAUCACUAGUAAAUAGAAAAGAAGACUAUGUUUAGAUAUAUAUAUAUAUCUUUAGCAAUAUUCAUACAGUUUUAGACCAGAUGGCCCUCUUCCACAAAGCCAUUCACUAAAACACAUUAUAUUUUCAUGUUUCUCUAAGUGAGAUGUUCAACUCAAGUUUUUAAGCAAUUCAAGGACAAGGAUGAUGUAAGGUAUGUUUGAAGUUAUAUGAGGUCAGCAUACUAAUUCCUUGUGAUAAUAACUUUCAUCUGCCACUUACAUGUUCUUGAAGGCAUUUUAACAAUGCUAUUUAUGCAGUAUUAUUGCUACUCAUUAAAUGUUUGGCUUGGAUUAUUUUAGGUAAUAUUUACUAUAAAUGUCAACAUGAUGUUCUUUUGGCCACACACACAAAUAAAUUCUAUUGAUUUAA